AUGGCAACCCCAUCGGAUCCAAAAAACUUGCGAGUGCUCAUCUCGGGCAUCGGAAUUGCCGGGCCUGUGGCUGCUUAUUGGCUGAACAAGGCGGGCGUUUCAGUAACUGUGUUGGAGCGCUGCGAGCUCCUCCGAAAAGAGGGACAAACGGUGGACAUCCGGAACGAGGGGGUGAAGAUCAUGAGAUGGAUGGGGGUCGAGGAGGAGGUCCGCAGACUGACGACCAAGGAACUGGGGAUCAAGUUUGUCGAUUCCAGCAACCAAACGUGGGCUGCUUUCCCCCAGUCCGGCGAGGGCAGCUUCACGAGCGAAUUCGAGAUCGUCAGGGGCGAGCUGGCGACGGUCUUCUACGAAGCCUCGGGCGGCAAAAUCGAUUACAUCUUCGGGGAUUCGAUCGAGUCGAUCGAAGAGACCGGCCAUUCGGUCAAGGUCACCUUGCAGAAGGAUAGCACGAGGAGCAUGGAGUAUGAUAUCCUCAUCAUCGCUGAGGGCCUCACCUCACGCACCCGAGCCAAGGCUUUCAAUGAGGACGUCCGCGCCCCGAUCCGAAGCUUGAAUCUCUGGGUCGCCUCCUUCUCUUACAAACAGGGAGAGUCGGACGAGGACUGGGCGCGCUGGUACAACAUGCCCGGUCGCCGGAGUUUCCUGGUUCGGCCGGACGGUUUUGGAAGAGUACGGGCUUCGGCCAGCUGCAUGGAUGAAGGGGAGGCUAUCAAGACGAUCGCCAGCUCGCGCACCUCGACCGAGAAGCAGAAGGAAUACUUCAUCAACAUCUUCAAGGGCACAGGAUGGGAGUCCGACAAGAUCCUCGAAGGUCUCCGCACGGCCAACGACCUCUAUGUGCAAGAGAUCGCCCAAACCAAGGCGAAAUCGUGGUCCAAGGGAAGAGUCGUCUUGGUGGGCGACACGGCCUUCUGCCCCUCGGCGGUCACCGGUAUGGGUACGACCGCGGCCAUCGUAGGCGCAUAUGUGCUCGCUGCCGAGAUCGUCAAGAACCCCACCGACCAUCGGGCUGCAUUCGCCGCCUACGAAGACGGUCUGCGGGGCUGGAUCGAGAAGAUUCAGAAGCUCCAGCCCGGCGUGCCGAAGCUCAUGAACCCCCAAACCGGCUGGGGAAUCAAGUGCCUGCUUGGAUGCUUGUAUCUCGUCUCCACCGUCAUCAAUAGCAGGCUCCUCGCUCUCCUGAGUCCUCUCAAUCCAGCCAACUACUUCGAUAUCACUGGCCCUAAAAAGACGGCCUUGAACCUUCCUGAUCCCUCCAUCUUCGAAAAACGUGAAACCCAAACAUAG
Messenger RNA from Puccinia triticina, 1290 nucleotides. RefSeq lists its product as uncharacterized. Lineage: Eukaryota; Fungi; Basidiomycota; Pucciniomycetes; Pucciniales; Pucciniaceae. The transcript has a single exon. Gene Ontology annotation, molecular function: FAD binding. The record is from RefSeq and is a predicted model, not a curated record. The coding region runs from base 1 to 1290 and encodes 429 amino acids.